This is a messenger RNA of Drosophila biarmipes, 1625 nucleotides long. RefSeq names its product glycerol-3-phosphate acyltransferase 3. Gene Ontology annotation, cellular component: endoplasmic reticulum. The transcript has 2 exons. Lineage: Eukaryota; Metazoa; Arthropoda; Insecta; Diptera; Drosophilidae. The record is from RefSeq and is a predicted model, not a curated record. Gene Ontology annotation, molecular function: glycerol-3-phosphate O-acyltransferase activity. The coding region runs from base 162 to 1436 and encodes 424 amino acids. Gene Ontology annotation, biological process: triglyceride biosynthetic process.
UACACUCACGUAGCCGGCUGGUGAGACGUCAAAGUCAAUAAGUACAACAAUUUCGUAGGCAGUUGUGUUUUUCCUCCCCCACGCGGGCCAAUACAAAAUACAAUCGGGCGGAUCAGACAGACGACGACAUCGAAAUCGGAACGUGGCUACAGCAACCAGUCAUGUUGAUCCAAGUGGUUAUUUUGAGUGUACUGGUGUGGUUCUUCUCCUUCUGGCUGCAGUGCCGCUACCUGGAGAUCCUGGAGCUGCUCUUCGCCUGGAUAGCCGAGCAGUUGGCCGUCACCCGCAGGAGGCGGGCUCGCGAGGAGCGUCACCUCCUGGGCCAGGGGCUCAGGGAUCAGGAUGGUGAAAGCGACACUGAUGCCGAUGGAGAUACCGAUAGCCAGAAGCAGGAGAAGGGCGGUGGCGCGGAGAUGGUGCUCUCGCCGCCCAUCAAGAACCGCCUGAACAUCCGGGUGGAGCAGUGCUGCGACCUGAUAGCCGCCGGAUUGGGCCUGGUCCUGGAGGACGACGUGACCCAGCGGUUCGUGGCCGCCCUCUCGCCGGCCGGCGAGUGGAAUCUCCUGACCAGGAAUCUCCGCCAGCGGAAGCGCUACCUCAACUGGCGUCUGCGGAUCGUCUGGCUGCUGGGCUGGCUGACCCGCUACGGCAUCCUGCUGCCCCUGAGGACAUCGGCCUGCUGGCUGUGCCUGUUCAUGAUAAGCGCCAUCACGGUGCUGCUGAGCCACCUCCCCGAUUGGCACUUCAAGAGGCAGCUGGUGGAGCUGGUCCUGCGGCAGUGCUUCAGGAUCACCGCCAGCUGCCUGCCGAUGAUCCGGCGGUUUCACAACACCGAACACCGACCCACCAAGGGCAUCUGCGUGUGCAACCACACGAGUCCCCUGGACGUCCUGGUCCUCAUGUGCGAUGCCAACUACUCGCUGACCGGCCAGGUGCACACCGGCAUCCUGGGAAUCCUGCAGCGAGCCCUCUCGCGGGUCUCCCACCACAUGUGGUUCGACCGCAAGGAGCUGGCCGACCGCGAGGCCCUGGGCCUCGUCCUCCGGCUGCACUGCUCCUCCAAGGGCCGCCCGCCCGUCCUGCUCUUCCCCGAGGGCACCUGCAUCAACAACACCGCCGUGAUGCAGUUCAAGAAGGGCAGCUUCGCCGUCAGCGACGUCGUCCACCCGGUGGCCAUCCGCUACGACCGCCGCUUCGGUGAGGCCUUCUGGGACAGCACGCGCCACUCGAUGCUCCGCUACAUGAUGAUGGUGGUCAGCUCCUGGUGCAUCUGCUGCGAUGUCUGGUACAUGGCGCCCCUCACCCGGCGCGUCGACGAGUCGCCCGUGGAGUUCUCGAACCGCGUGAAGGCCGCCAUCGCCGCGCAGGCGAACAUCGACGAUCUGCCGUGGGAUGGCAACCUCAAGCGCUGGAGUCCGGUGAGGGACUGGCAGUAGUACAUCCAGCACCUGGGAUCCCUGGUCCCGAAUGGCUGAUCCCAAUCACCCGUCCCGUGAGAAAUUCCUGGCAAUCACUAACCAAUUUAUCAACAGACACCUGAGUAUAUUGCGUAUUCGUUUUAUAAUGAUCUAUUACCAAGAAAGCAAAACAGUAAACAAAUCAAUAAAAGGGGGCAACAAAAAGAA